Molecule: messenger RNA, 4171 nt
Organism: Nicotiana tabacum (common tobacco)
Lineage: Eukaryota; Viridiplantae; Streptophyta; Magnoliopsida; Solanales; Solanaceae
Source: RefSeq, a predicted model, not a curated record
AUCACAAUUCUUUAUAAUGAAUAUCUCAUCUUCAAAAGUUAUUGCAAUAGUUCUUCAUUUGUUUCUUGCUUUUCAUGUUCUGUCUUGGCAUUUUCCUGAUUUUGGCAUGAAGAAAAAAAUUAUUCAGGAAAGGAUAGCAGUUUUCAUGUCGUCAUAUAGGAGGUGUGAUGACCAGCUGUUAGUGACCACACUUUGUACAAGAUCAAUUCAAACUCACGAAGGCAUCAUCAUUAAGGCUCUUGAUUGUAGUGCUGCUGUUGCAGGACGUGAUACGUUAGCGAAGACUGUUUAUGCCCAAUUAUUUGAUUGGUUAGUUGAAAAGAUUAAUAGAUCUGUUGGGCAAGAUCCUGAUUCCCAGAUACAAAUUGGUGUUUUGGAUAUAUAUGGAUUUGAAUGCUUUAAGCAGAACAGCUUUGAGCAAUUCUGCAUCAAUUUUGCAAAUGAAAAGCUUCAGCAACAUUUUAAUGAGCAUGUAUUCAAGAUGGAGCAAGAAGAAUAUCAGAAAGAGGAAAUCAAUUGGAGUUACAUUGAAUUUAUAGACAACCAAGAUGUUUUGGAUCUGAUAGAGAAGAAGCCUAUUGGGGUAAUUGCUCUUCUGGAUGAAGCUUGCAUGUUCCCAAAGUCAACGCAUCAAACUUUCUCAAAUAAGUUGUUCCAGAAUUUUCGGGGGCAUCCACGAUUAGAGAAGGAGAAAUUUUAUGAAACAGAUUUUACCAUCUCCCAUUAUGCUGGCAAGGUCACAUAUAAGACAGAAACGUUCUUAGAUAAAAAUCGUGAUUAUGUCGUGGUAGAACACCGUAAUCUGUUAUCUUCUUCGAAGUGUCCUUUUAUUGCCGGUCUCUUUCCAUUCCUUGGAGAAGAAUCGUCUAGGUCAUCAUACAAGUUCUCUUCAGUAGCUUCUCGGUUUAAGCAACAACUUCAAGCUCUCAUGGAGACACUCAGCUCAACUGAACCGCACUAUGUUCGUUGUGUGAAGCCAAAUUCUCUGAAUCGGCCUCAAAAAUUUGAAAAUCUCAGCAUCCUGCACCAACUGCGUUGUGGGGGUGUUCUGGAGGCUGUGCGCAUAAGUUUGGCAGGUUAUCCCACACGCAGAACUUACCAUGAAUUUAUAGAUCGAUUUGGACUGAUUGUUUUAGACAUGUUGGAUGGAAGUAAUGAUGAAAAAACCAUCACAGAGAAAAUAUUGCAGAAACUCAAGCUCGGGAAUUAUCAGUUGGGAAAGACAAAAGUAUUCCUUAGGGCUGGCCAGAUUGGUGUUUUAGACUCACGUCGUGCUGAGAUUUUGGACUCUUCUGCGAAGCAAAUACAAAGUCGGCUACGUACAUUUCUUGCACGCAAGGACUUCAUCUCAAACCGAUUGGCUGCAAUUCGUCUACAGUCUUGCUGCAGAGGUUAUCUUGCUCGUAAUUUAUAUGCUGCACUGCAGGAAGCAUCGGCUGCGAUCAUAAUCCAAAAAUACAUGCGGAAGUGGAUCUUGAGGAAUGCUUAUGUGCAACUUUAUGCUGCUUCUCUACUGAUACAGUCUUGCGUUCGUGGUUUUGCUGCUCGACAGAAGUUCUUAUACAGGAAGGAGAAUAAGGCUGCUACUAUCAUUCAGGCACAUUGGAGAAUGUGCAAGUUUCGAUCAGCGUUUCGUCAUCGGCAGUCCAAUAUUAUUUCUAUACAAUGUCUUUGGAGGCGAAAAAUGGCAAGAAGAGAGUUCAGAAAGCUCAAACAGGAAGCUAAUGAAGCUGGUGCCCUUCGUAUAGCAAAAACCAAGCUUGAAAAGCAGUUGGAGGAUCUCACUUGGAGGUUGCAACUAGAAAAAAAAUUGCGGCUAUCUAAUGAUGAGGCUAAAUUAGUGGAAAUUUCAAAACUUCACAAGACUGUAGAAUCUUUAAGCCUUGAGUUAGAUGCAGCAAAGUUGGCUGCAGUCAAUGAGGUCAACAAGAAUGCUGUGCUCCAAAGGCAACUGGAUUUAUCCAUGAAGGAGAAAGCUGCUUUGGAAAGAGAAGUUUUUUCAGUGACUGAGCUAAGAAAUGAAAAUACAUUUCUGAAGAGUUCAUUGAGCGCCUUAGAGGAAAAGAACUCAGCAUUGGAGCAUGAGCUACUAAAGGCUAAAGAAGAGUCUACUAACACAAUUUCCAAGUUGACAGCAGUUGAAGAAACAUGUUCACAACUCCAACAAAACUUAAAAAGUAUGCAAGAGAAGCUCUCAAAUUUAGAGGAUGAAAAUCAUAUCCUCCGACAGAAAGCACUGGGUGUAACUCCGAGGAGCAAUCGUGCUGGUUUUGCCAAGCCUUUUAUCGAUAAAUUUUCUGGUGCACUCGCUCUGCCCUCUGCCGAUCGUAAAUCUUCAUUUGAAUCUCCCACUCCAACAAAAAUCAUACCUCCUCUUGCUCAAGGAUUUUCUGAUUCGCGUAGAGCUAAGUUGACCAGUGAAAAGCAGCAGGAGAACUCUGAAAUUCUUUCACGGUGUAUCAAAGAGAAUUUGGGAUUUAAAGAUGGAAAGCCAGUUGCUGCUUGUGUCAUCUACAGGUGCCUCCUUCACUGGCAUGCCUUUGAGUCAGAGAGGACUGCUAUUUUUGACUUUAUCAUUGCGGGUAUCAAUGAAGUUUUGAAGGUCGGAGAUGAGGAUGUCACAUUGCCUUAUUGGUUAUCGAAUGCAUCUGCACUUCUCUGUCUUUUGCAAAGAAAUUUGAGGGCGAAUGGAUUCUUUAGUACUUCUCAGCGUUCUGGAGGCGGUUCUGCACUAAAUGGGAGGGUCGCACAAAGUUUAAAGUCGCCCUUGAAAUUUAUUGGAUCGGAGGAUGGAAUGUCACAUAUGGAAGCAAGAUAUCCAGCUUUACUGUUUAAACAACAAUUAACCGCAUGUGUAGAGAAGAUAUUUGGUCUGAUUCGUGACAAUUUGAAGAAGGAAAUAUCCCCAUUGCUGGGUCUGUGCAUUCAGGCACCAAAAAUCCAACGGGUGCAUGGAGGCAAAUCAACUAGAUCACCUGGUGGUAUCCCUCAACAGGCACCAAGCAGUCAGUGGGAUAGCAUCAUCAAAUUUCUGGAUUCUUUCUUGAGUCGCUUACGCGGAAAUCAUGUGCCUUCGUUUUUCAUCCGCAAGCUGACAACCCAGGUUUUCUCCUUCAUCAACAUAUCACUUUUUAACAGUCUUUUACUCCGACGAGAAUGUUGCACCUUUUCAAAUGGAGAAUAUGUGAAGUCCGGUUUGGCAGAAUUAGAAAAAUGGAUAGUCAAUGCAAAAGAAGAGUUUGCAGGUACAUCUUGGCAUGAACUUAAUUAUAUCAGACAAGCUGUUGGAUUUCUGGUAAUUCAUCAGAAGAGGAAGAAAUCACUGGAAGAGAUAAGACAGGACCUUUGCCCGGCAUUGACAAUCAGACAAAUAUAUCGAAUUAGUACCAUGUAUUGGGAUGACAAGUAUGGAACUCAAAGUGUGUCAAAUGAGGUUGUCGCACAGAUGAGGGAGAUUUUAAACAAGGAUUCUCAGAAUCUAACAUCUAACUCAUUUUUGUUGGAUGAUGAUCUGAGUAUUCCGUUCUUAACAGAAGACAUUUAUAUGGCACUUCCUGAGUUAGAUCCUUCACUUAUGGAGCUGCCAAAAUUCCUAUCUGAAUAUCCAUCGGCAUUGCUUAUGAUACAGCAUGCAAAGUAAAUUUUCUUUUGGCACAUUCAGAGCUUUUCUUUCUUGCACAACUCCCAGCAUUGUCCAUUCGCGACAUUGCACACAGUGCAACGUCACCAAUUCUUGCUGGGGGAAAACUGCAUCUGAAGUUGGGAACUGAUUCCUGGAGAUGCUGGACAAGUUGUCAUCCAAAAAGAACACGCCAUCAGAUUGUUUACAUGGCAGUCUAGGUCUAGAGUAGGAUCUGUACAGGCAUUAGGUGCAAUUUACUCAAAAGGCUUCCUAUUUUUUCGGAGUGCCGCCUCUUUUGAGCUCUGUAUAUCUGUCAUGUUGGUUAUUUCAUUGUUGUAUCUUCCUGCCUUUGAAGUUUUCAAGGCACUUGCCAUUUUAGAGAUGUAGCCAUAUUUCCUUUACCUCACUAACCAUUUCUGUUCCCUGUACAAAUGAUAGGCUUGUAUUUGUUGAUGUACAUUUACUGUGAAUACCCUUAUUUAUUUGAUAUUUUGAAAAAUUAUCGAAAUCAGUCAUGUUGUAACAAAUGCAACCAUUCAAGUUCUCCUA